CGAAGACAGGGAAGGGGGAGAGAAGAAGUUGGAAUGGAGGGGGGAUUAGGGGUGGGGACGAAGCUAGGAGUGCCAGUGCUCAGCCUACCGUCGUUCAGUUUGUGUCGGUGAGUGCCGCUAUGUUGUGAGUGUUCCCUUAUUUAAAAUAUCUUCCUAUAAUUUAAAACCAUGGCUAUGGAACUAGUACUCCACAGUCCAGUUGGAGCUGAAGCGGUCGUCUACCAAUGGCCGCUUACCUCUGGAAGGGGAUCGGACAAACAUGAUAGCGCCCUUGAAAUAGUUGAAACUAUUAGAUGGGUAUGCGAGGAUUUUCCUGAGCUGAAGUUACCGUUAGAGAACAACAUACUCUCGGAUUUCGAUACUAAAAGCUACGAAAGUAUGAAGAACCUAUGCGAUCGCUUCAAUAGGGCUAUAGAUAGCAUGGUAGCUUUGAGUAAAGGAACUUCUCUAUCUCAGCGUAUGAGCAAGAAUCCUUCAAGAGGUCUGCUUCGACAUAUUCUGCAGCAAGUUUAUAAUCAAGCAGUUUAUGAUCCUGAAAAGCUAAAUCAAUAUGAACCAUUCUCGCCAGAGGUUUAUGGAGAAACAUCUUUUGAUUUAGUUUGCCAGAUGAUAGACCAAAUUGAUAUAACUAGUGAAGAUAUAUUUGUUGAUCUUGGCUCAGGAGUUGGACAGGUAGUCCUCCAGAUGGCUGCAGCUACUCCAUGUAAAAUCUGCCUUGGAGUUGAAAAAGCUGAAGUUCCUUCAAAAUACGCAGAAGGCAUGAAUGUUAAUUUUAGAAAAUGGAUGGGUUGGUAUGGUAAGCAUUUUGGAAACUAUCAACUAAUAAAAGGAGAUUUUCUCACCGAAGAACAUCGAGAAAAAAUAGUUUCAGCAACAAUAGUAUUCGUUAAUAAUUUUGCAUUUGGUCCUACAGUUGAUCAUAUGCUUAAGGAAAGAUUUGCAGAUCUAAAAGAUGGAGCAAGAAUAGUCUCUUCUAAGUCAUUUUGUCCCCUCAACUUCAGAAUUACUGACAGAAAUCUAUCAGAUAUAGGCACUAUUAUGCAUGUUUCUGAAAUGACACCUCUACGUGGUUCAGUAUCUUGGACUGGCAAGCCUGUUUCAUAUUACCUUCAUAUUAUAGAUAGAACCAAGCUUGAAAGGUACUUUCAGCGUUUGAAAAAUCCAAGAGGGAAGGGAAAUUUUGCUAAUGAUAACACAGAAGUUAAUGGUGAAGGACAUCCUAAGAGAGCCUGUCGUCGUGACAAAAGUUUGGAAUGGAGUUCAGAAGAUGAAAUUACCUCUGACGGAAGUGAUACUCCUAGAGUAACAACUAGAAGAGCAUGGUCAGAUUAUUGCACAAAAGGUAGAUCAUCCCAAAGUGAUGAAGAUAAUAACAAUAAUCGUGGAAAAAAUCGCAAUGGGAAAAAGAAGGUGAGAAGGAAAUUUGGUAGGAAUAGAAAAUCUGGAAAUAGAUCUGAUAUUUCUCUGCCAAUACCACGUACUACAAAACGUAGUAAAGGCAAAUCAAAGCGAGGAAAGGCAAAGAAAACCAUAAAAAUAACGGGUCUAGACUUGUUACAUAACGAAACUUUGCUGAGUACAUCAACUCCAGCUACUGGAAAGAAACCGCCUCCUGCUCCUGGUUGUGUUGAUCAACAAUUGACAUCGCUCACUGCUGCACCAUCUACUAUACAUGAAGAGUUAGAAAUCCCUCCAGCACCAGCAGAUACUCCAUAUGCUCUUCAAAUUUUAUUGGACCUUUAUAGAGAUCAGAUGAUGACUAUAAUUGAUACUAUGAAAAAUCCUGAGUACAAAGAAGUUGUCAAAAAGCACAUAGCUGAAGAAAGGGACAGAAAUCAGAAAUUGACAUGCCGAGCUGCUCAACUGGAAAAACAGAUCAAGGUAUUAAUUGAUGAUAGUGUCGCUUUGUUAAAAAUGAGAAUGGCAGAGCUUGGAAUCAAUGCCAAUACCCCAAAUGACCUUUUAUCAAAAGCAAAAGAAAUUGUUAUGAGGCAUAAGGAGUUGCAAGCUAAAGCAACUCAAUUACAACAGCAGGUAAAUUCCAUGGAAGAAGAACAUUCCCGUCUUGUUAAUGAACGGCAAGCUGAGAUGGUAGCAGCUGGACAUCAAAUUGGCAUUAAUGCUCCAUUGACUAAAGAACAUUUAUUACAAGAAAUUUUUGCCACCAUGUCCCACAGAAAAAAAUUACAUUCGCACGUGAACAGAUUGGAGUCAGAGGUAUCUGUUUUACAACAACAAUAUGCUUCUCAUCAUCCUAAUAUGCCUGUAAAAUCUUCAAUAGAAAAGUCCAUAAACGGUGUAAAGUCAAGCCGAAAAAGCCGAGACAAUAGGUGUAGAUCACAAGAUUGGCCUGAUGUUCCUGAUGUUGGAAAAAUAGAAGAAAAUAACCCAGAGAUACUAGCUCAGAAGAUAUUAGAAACUGGAAGGCAGAUAGAAGCUGGAAAAAUUCGUGAAACUUCACGCUAUAAGGAGCCUCUUAGUAGGCAUAUUCAGCAUGCUCAACCAGCACAGAAAGUUAUCACUAGACCUAGUUCUAUUAAUUCAGGAAGUUUCACUUCCAAUCGAGCUCAAGAGCCUCCAAGAGUUGCAAAUUUUGAAGAUCGGUUGAAAAGUAUUAUCACAACUGUUCUUAAUGAGGAUCAGCAAGCUAGAAAUUUGGCUGGUACAAAAGAAAGGGAAAGAAGACUUCCUAUAGCUAAUAACAUUGCUUCAACUAUUACCACACCUCAGCCUGAUUAUACUCAGGUGUCUCCAGCUAAAUUAGCUCUAAGGAGACAUUUGUCCCAAGAAAAAUUAGCUGCUCAGCACACAGUUUUUCCACCUACUCCAAAUAUUGUAGGAACCAGAACUAUAGGUGACCUUGUCAAUGGAGAAAUUGAGAGAACAUUGGAAAUUUCUAAUCAGAGUAUUAUUAAUGCUGCUGUUGAUAUGAGCACAACACCUAAUACAGUACUUAAUCUUCAUGUACCGCCAAGGCCUGAAAGAGUUUCGCCUCCUGGUCCCCAGCCAUUUAUACAUAAUAGACUUCCUCUUUCUCACCAGAUGUAUCCUCAUAUAUCACGUUAUGGACCAGUUCCAUUACCAAGGGCUGAACUGAAACCUUAUCAUGAGUCUUAUUUUAAUGACAUGAAACCAUACAUUCGUGAUGAGCCAGUGGAAGGUUUAGCUGCUACUCUACAUGCAAGAAUCUUAAAUGGGGAAGAAGUAAAGCAAGAAGAUGGUGAUAAUUUGCACCCUUAUGAAGGAGGUUUACUUGACAUUAAGCCUGACCCAAUUCAAAUGGCCUUUAAACGAAGUAGCCCUCAUCAGGAAUUUCUUCCACCAAAGCGACUUCUUGUAGAAGCAGAAAUUCCUUCAUUUCCAGUUUCAUUGUCACCUCAUCGUGUCGAAGAAGGAGGAGACAAGUGGCAGGACAAAAUAAGCUGUGGGUUUGAUAGGUUAGUUGCUUUUGCAUCUACCGAAUUAGAAAAAAGAAGAAGGAGUACAGAAGGUGGUAUCAGCUGCAAUACAAGUCCUGAUUCAGGAAUAGGUCAAUGUGAAAACAUAAAUAAAGAUACUAAGAGAGCUCUCAAUGAGCCACCUCAACUGUAUCGAACCAAACUAUCACCAUGUAGAGAUUCACCACCAAUAUUAGAACCACCAUUAGCACCACCAAGAACACCUUCUCCAUCUCCCUCUACAUCUCCCCCACCACCUUUGCUACCAUUAGAUGGACCUUAUUCACCAGUUACAAUCCACAGCCCUCCUGCACUGCCACCAAAAUACCAAAGAUCAUCUUCAUCCGAACACCAUCACUUCAAAAAAAAAUUCUAUCAUCAUAAAGGAAAGUUUAGACCAAAAGGUAAAGAAUGGGAUUGGCACCAUGUACCUGAAACACAACAACCUUGGUGUUAAUGUAAUUUUCUUUUAGGAUAUGUGUUUUAGUUGACAAAAUUAAUCAAAAAAAUGUAAGUUAUUCUUGAUUCAGUUAUUCCAAAUAUUCAUGAAAUUUCUUUGUUCCUCUAAUUAUUUUUAUGAUUGAAAAAAAAGGAAAAAUAUAUAUUUCACAAUUUUAUUGAAAUUUCCUUAUUAUUUGAUUUUGUAAUUUAUGUGUACAUUACUAUGAUAAUUAUAAUUACUAUAAGAAUUAUUAAUGAUCAUAUGUUUGUUAUUUAAUCUGAGUUGUAAAUUUUAUUUAAAAUAUUUUUUUUUAACUUAAUAGAAGGAAUAAUUAAUGUUCUAUUUAGUUUUAAGUAUAAAGUACAAAAAAUUGAUAGUUAUUCUAUUAUUAUUAAAAUGAUUACCAUUUGUAAAACAUGCAUUUAAUUCGUAAUUUUGUACUUUAUAAACAUGUGUUCACAGAUCAUUUCAUCAUAUGAAAUAAUUAUUGUUAAAUGUUCCUCAUGCCUAAGACAUAUAAUUUAGACCUAUUUAGCAACGAAUACUUCAGAUGACUAUUUAUUAAUUUAUCCAGUAAAAUUCAAUUGGUGAGAGAUGUCCAAUUUUAAUUUUUUUUUCUCUAAAAUGUUGUUUUGAUUUCUAUAUUGUGAUAUAUUUUUAUACUAUAUUUUUAAUUGCCUAAAGUCACAAGAACAUUUUUGACAUUAUCUGUUUUGUUUUAAAGGAGUAUUUUAUAUGAUAGACAAAUAAUAUAAAAUAAAAAAAGUAAAAGUAAUUAUUUUUUUUAUAUUUAAAGAAUCAUGAUGACCAGUGUUAUUUUUUUAAUUGUCUUAUUUGUGAUAAAAAAAAAUUCGAAUUAUGAAUCUGAUGAAUAGUAGUUGUUUGGUUUAAAAUGUGCUUAGCAUUUGGAACUUGCCUCUCAUACAAUUUAUUAGUUUAGAUUUUAUGAUUAAUUAUGUAUGGUUGAAUAGAAAUUCUCAUUGUGGUGUUGAUACUUUCAGGAGAUUAGAUUUCUUAAAAUCUUAAAUCCUGCUUUUUAUUUGUAUUGCAUGAUAUUGUAUCAAUUCAUGAAAAUAUGCUGAACCAAAAUGGGUUUAUAUAACAUAUAAUAAUGGUUGGCACUUGAUUGGAACAUAGUAAUGUUGAUAAAAAGUUUAUUUUCAAGAAUAACUCAAAUAUUCUUUAUUUUUGUUUCCUUAGAGAAGAAAAACAUUUAAAGAUUUAUAAAUAAAUAAAGGGAUAUAAUUUGUGAUGGUUAAGAAUCGUUCUCAUGGUUUUUUUCCUAAUACAUAUAAAUUUCAAUUGAUCUGUAAGUAAUUUUUCAACACCUAACUAAUGAUACCAUUAACAUUAUAAAAUGUUAGUGUAUAGAUUAUAUUGUUUUCAAGAAGACAUAGGCUCUUGUUAAAGACAUUUAUUACAAUGCAACCAAUAUUUAAGAUAAAAAUGAAUGUUAAUGCCAUAUCAAAAGUGGCUAGGAAAUUUUAAUAAUUCGUUAGAUUUGUUGAUGUUAUAAAAGUUGAAAACAUUAGCUGUUGUUAUAUUAUUAAAUAUAAAGUAAUUGUCUAUGUGUUUUAGAAUCUGCUUAAUGGAUAUCUGUUAUCUAGAUGUAUAAUUGUUAGGGAAAACAAAAAAAAAAUUUCAUAAUGAAUUUUAAUUUAAUUUUUUUUUAACAAGUUAAUACAGUUGCAUUAUUAAGUAUUUUAUAUUGACAACAUUUGGUUUAUAUGUAUGAGGAAUGCAUUUGUAUUUAAUUAUCCAUAUAAGUUAAAUGUAGUAUUUAAUCAAUUAUUUAUAAACACAUAUCAGUACACAUUUUAUUAAAAUUAUUAAAUAUGAAAUUGAUGAUAGGGGAACUGUAUUUUAUUUUGCCAGUUUUGUGAGAUAAAGUUUCAAAUAUUCCAGUUUAAUUCUUCAAAUAUUGGUAAUGACAUCUAUAACACAAUGUCUACUCACAAAAAUAUAUAGAUACAAUGAAAUAUUUUAAAGUUCAAAAUACAAAAUUUUAUUUUGUAUAAAGCCAUUAUUCAAAAGACUAGAUAUAUAUAUUUUUAAGCACAUACAACCUCACUUUCAUCCACUAACACAGACAUACGUACAUACAGUAUAUACAGAUGACAUGUAUCGUAAAGAGAAUAUGUUUUUUUGUUAUAUGUAAAUAUCUUAAUUGUUUAUGUAUUGUAAAAAUUGAAUCUUGUAUUUACUGGAAUUAUUCAAGAUUCAGAAAUCUAUGUAACAAGUGAUUUAUUUAUUAAUGUACCGAUAACAUGUACAUUUAUGUUUAAAUAAAGAUGAUCUUUAUCCUAUAGUUACCAUAAAUAUUUAAUGGAAUCUUUGUAUAAAUUCUAAUAUGAAUUUACUUAAUUGUAUAUUUAUUUGUGAAGCUACAUAUUGUUUCUUGGUAUUUUUUUUUCAAAGUGAAAUGUGCUGCUAUAACUCACCAUCACUGCCAAUGUGUUCUUUGUUUUAUAUUCAGUUUAAAUAAAACUAUAAAAGUGAUUAAAUUUGUUCUUUUUUUUU
Nezara viridula (southern green stink bug) is the source of this 6399-nucleotide messenger RNA. Lineage: Eukaryota; Metazoa; Arthropoda; Insecta; Hemiptera; Pentatomidae. The record is from the annotation of a GenBank genome assembly.